Paramisgurnus dabryanus is the source of this 3308-nucleotide messenger RNA. It is a transcript of the gene slc7a14b, whose product is annotated as solute carrier family 7 member 14b. Gene Ontology annotation, cellular component: plasma membrane. NCBI's taxonomy places the organism in Eukaryota, Metazoa, Chordata, Actinopteri, Cypriniformes, Cobitidae. Gene Ontology annotation, molecular function: amino acid transmembrane transporter activity. Gene Ontology annotation, biological process: transmembrane transport; amino acid transport. The record is from RefSeq and is a predicted model, not a curated record.
AUAGGAGAGGACAAACCUCGCGCUUCUUUUAUCCAGUCUUCCUGUGGUGAAGGAUGAGUGCUGUUUUUGCCAAACUGGACCCCAGGAGGAUUGAAUGGGAAUCGUCCUGGUAUGGGCUCCAUUCGCGAAUCCUGCGCACCAAACCUGUGGACUCUAUGCAGGAGGGUUCAGAUGACCUGCAUGGCACCAGACUUGCCCGGAUUCUCACUUCAGUGGAUCUGGUGUCACUUGGGGUUGGCAGCUGUGCGGGCACUGGGAUGUAUGUGGUUGCCGGGCUUGUUGCUAAGGAAAUGGCAGGACCUGGCGUGAUCUUAUCCUUCAUCAUUGCAGCUGUGGCAUCAAUUCUAUCAGGAGUCUGCUAUGCUGAGUUUGGUGUCAGAGUACCCAAAACAACAGGCUCCGCCUACACCUACAGUUAUGUCACAGUGGGAGAAUUUGUGGCCUUUUUCAUUGGUUGGAAUCUGAUUCUGGAGUAUCUGAUUGGCACAGCAGCGGGAGCCAGUGCUCUCUCCAGCAUGUUUGACUCUUUAGCAAAUCACACCAUCAGCCGCUACAUGAUUAACCAUCUUGGAACAAUGAAUGGUCUGGGUAAAGGAGAAGAAUCUUAUCCAGACCUCCUGGCUUUGCUGAUCGCACUGAUGGUGACAGUAAUUGUGGGUUUAGGGGUAAAAAACUCAGUGAGCUUCAAUAAUGUGCUCAAUGUGGUGAACCUUGUAGUGUGGAUCUUCAUAGUUGUUGCCGGACUUUUCUUUAUCAGUGGAGCCAACUGGGAAGAUGGGAGGUUUUUGCCCUUCGGUUGGUCAGGGGUCAUGCAGGGAGCUGCAACCUGCUUUUAUGCCUUCAUUGGCUUUGACAUUAUCGCCACCACAGGCGAAGAAGCCAAGAGCCCAGACACUUCAAUUCCAUACGCAAUAACAGCCUCUCUCAUCACCUGUCUCACAGCAUAUGUCUCUGUGAGUCUUAUUUUGACCUUGAUGGUGCCAUACAACUUAAUCGAUGGAGAUGCCCCCCUUAUGGAGAUGUUUGCGGUUCAUGGCUUCCUGGCGGGGAAGUAUAUUGUAGCAGUAGGAGCUGUUGCAGGCCUCACAGUGAGCCUGCUAGGAUCCCUGUUCCCGAUGCCCAGAGUCAUCUAUGCCAUGGCAGGAGAUGGCCUGCUCUUCAGGUUCCUGUCUUUUGUGAGCCCCCAUACGGAGACCCCGGUGGUGGCCUGCGUUCUAUCAGGGUCUCUGGCUGCUCUGUUGGCCCUUCUGGUGAGCCUGAGGGAUCUGAUUGAGAUGAUGUCCAUCGGGACACUGCUGGCUUACACGCUGGUCUCAGUGUGCGUGUUGCUUUUGCGGUAUCAGCCAGAUAGAGACAGCUUUACCAGUUUCCUUACUGAGGAGGAAGAAGAGGAAAGGAGAAGAAAAGAGGAGAUGAUGGCAGCUAGUGGAAAGGAAAUGCAGAUCAACGUCGGUGGGGAGGAGUACAACGACAACCCCUGUGGGGCCAAGAACCUCCCAUCGAAGGGUGAUGAUGAAACGCUGAUCGGAAAGUCGGAUUCGGGGGGCUACCAGUCGGAAAGCUCUGGAUAUGGAGUAGGAGAGAACGGCAUGGAUGCAGACGGCCCUGAUAGCGCCCUGGUGGGUGUCUUAAAACGCACCCUGGGCUCUCACUAUUACACCCUGCGGGUGCGUUUGGGCUUGCCGAACCCGAGUGAUAGACCGACACCUGCAACAGGACGCACCGUCACUUCCUGCGUUCUUCUUUUUUUUGUCUUGACCUUCUUUCUGUGGAUCCUUGUCAUCUACGGUUUUGAACAGAUCUCAGGAGGGGUUCGCUGGGCAAUAAUGCCUUUUAUAAUGACUAUUAUUGCUGUCAUGGUAACUCUUGUCGUUACCAUUCUUCGGCAGCCGGAAAAUCCUAAAAAGCUGCCUUACAUGGCGCCCUGCGUGCCUUUCGUGCCAGUAACGGCAAUGCUGGUGAACAUCUACCUUAUGCUAAAGCUGUCCAGCAUCACCUGGGUGCGCUUCGUAGUGUGGUGCUCCCUAGGUUUGCUGAUUUACUUUAGUUACGGGAUGUGGAACAGUUCCCUUGAACUCAGUGCUAGAGAAGAAGCGGCCCAUGCCAGCUCUUACCAAAGGUAUGACACAGAGGUGGACGACAGCUUUACUGUGGAAGAAGACCUUCAUUCUCAGGAUGAUGGACAGGAGGGACAGUAUCAGGGCUGGGCAGCUGAGGAUAAAGGGUAUCAAUACCAGAACCAGCAGCAGUAUCAUGAACAUAGAUCUUCAUCUAACAGUCACCAUUCUAGAAGCAAAGGCAGGACCAAUAGAGGCUUUGAAGAACUGGUCAAUGAAGAAUAUUCACCUGAGUGAGCGUUAUAGACAAAAUCUGAGAGGAGGAUAGAUUUGGGUGACCAUGAUUUUGAUUUUGCCAAGUAGGACAUCCUUGUCGAUCCUAGGACAACAAUCUUAUCAACCAACCAACCAACUAGAUUUAAAGGCAGGUUUAGGGUUAAGGACUGAAUAACAUUAUCGUCAACAUACUUCAUCUUUAUGAUUUAAAACUCUAACAUCGAGUAAAAAAGAAACAUAGGUUCAAACAACCUAUUGCUUAAACUACAAUCCAAUGGGUUGGGUUUCUCCCUUUUUGACCCAACGCUGCAUGGUUGGCAAUAACCCAGCAUUUCUUCAGAGGGAAGUUGGUAGAGUUUGAAAGAAAUGCAGAUCCAGUAAAAACAUAAGUUGGUGAUAUAGAUCUCUGAUAUCCUACUUUGGCAAAACAUGGUCACGGUUACCUAUAUAGUUAUUGAACUAAACUAAACUAAGUAGUUUUUGGAGUGCAUUUCUUUGUGAACACAUUUUAAAUGUUAUUUAUUUCUAAACAGGUACUUGUCAAAUACAUAUGAAGAGCUCAGAUGAAAACCCUGCCAAGUGCGUCUGACUUGUUUUUUUGUAAAUGAGCAUUUUUAGGUCCUUAUGUUCAGGUUCAGUAAUUUCACUUUAAUGGCAAUGAAAAGGUUAUUAGCCAGUAGGCAGUAGCUGAAGUGUUUUAUGGUCACAAAUGUGGUAUUUAACCAGUUUCACUGUCUUUCGUUGAAAAAAGUGUCACUCUUUACUGUCCUUUCUGAAUAAAGGGGAAAAGCCUAAAAAAUUCAGUCAAUAUAUAUUCAGUAAACCUUUAACCAGGUAAAAAACUUUUUGCACCUGGAUAUACGGGUGCCGCCGUUCAUCCAUCCAAUUCUUCUUUUAUGCACUUAGAUGACUUUGCUAAAAAAGUUGUGGUGUUUAAUGGAUUCUGCCAACAAACCGCUAUUUCUGAAUGGCCUG